Rubroshorea leprosula is the source of this 384-nucleotide messenger RNA. NCBI's taxonomy places the organism in Eukaryota, Viridiplantae, Streptophyta, Magnoliopsida, Malvales, Dipterocarpaceae. The record is from the annotation of a GenBank genome assembly.
AAGUCCAAUAUGUUCGGACCGAAAACGGUCUGGAUAUAGUUGCAGGUUUUAUAUUUCUUACUGAAAUAUACGGACCGAUUUCGGUCCGUAUAGUAUAUAUAUACGGACCGAUUAUACAUCGGUCUGUAUAUUAUACUUAUUCGUACCAGGUUUUUUCAGAUCAACUAUAAGGACCAAUAUCGGUCCGGAUAUAUAUGUUCAGACCGAUUUGGGAUAUAUACGGACCGAUUGGUCGGUCUGAAUAUUACAUUCCUGCAAGAUUUGUCUAUGUCAUGAGGUCUGCUGCCAUCUAUGAGCCAAGUACUGUUCUUGUAGCCAAGUGAUGAAUCUACUUUUCUUUUCUAAAAUGCUAAAAUUUUAUUGAUAUAAAAAAUCAUUCAAGUU